This is a messenger RNA of Menidia menidia (Atlantic silverside), 243 nucleotides long. The record is from the annotation of a GenBank genome assembly. NCBI's taxonomy places the organism in Eukaryota, Metazoa, Chordata, Actinopteri, Atheriniformes, Atherinopsidae.
AUGUUGUGUUUUUGUACAGAGAUGGUCGCUUUGAGUCAGACCUUUAGGAACCGGGUGGAUCUGCAGGACAGACAGAUGAAGGAUGGAGACGUGUCUCUGACUCUGAAGGAUGUGACCGUAAAUGAUACAGGAACAUAUCAGACUGACCAUAAGAGGAGUGAAGGGCAGCUGGAGACAGGAGAGCGUCUGGAUUCAGACCAAAUGGAGGAAAUGAGUCCAGUGAAGCUCUGGGAGGGGCUUUAA